GCACACACACCGAAGCAGCAGCAGCAGCAGCAACAACAACAACAGCAACAUAACAACCAGAGAGGCAUCGACAAAACUGGCUGUUAUUUAGUAAUUUAUAUAAAACAAAAACACAAUGGCCUACGACUUAAAAAAGGAGUCUGACGUUAAGGAAUAUGUGGAGAAACUGGGCGUGGAAUAUCGCUUUGGCUGUUACUCGGAAAAGAAACCGGAAGUGUGCCAUCUGCUCGGCGACUAUCUGGAGGGCAUCAAGAAGGAUUUCGAGAAGGCCUCCAAAGUAUACAAAUCGACAUGUGACGAUUAUGGUUAUGCAAAAUCCUGCUAUAAAUAUGGCAACUAUAGCUUCCUCGGCAAGGGCAAAAGCGGCAGCAAGGGCGAGCCCCGUGUCGCCUAUCAAUAUUACGAGAAGGGCUGCAAUCUAAAUGAUUCGGAUGCCUGUUUGCAUUCCGGCCUGUUGCUCGUGUCGCGCUCCAUGCCCAAAGAGAUCGACAGAAAUGUGCCCAAGGGCUUGCAGUUUCUAACGAAGAGCUGUGACAUGAACAAUGCCACCGCCUGCUUCUAUCUGUCCGGCAUGCACAUUUCGGGCGUACAAAAGAAGCCGGAGGAUAUGGCAAAUGGUGGCGGCAGUGCGUCAGCCAGCACACAAUCCAAAUCGCUUAAGGACGCCGAUUACAUUGUGCUAAAGGACAUGAAGAAGGCAUUUCAGUUUGCACACAAGGCAUGCGAAUUGCGUAACAUGUACGCCUGUGCCAAUCUCAGCCAGAUGUAUGCGCGUGGCGAUGGCAUUGAGAAGAACGAAAAGGAGGCGGAAAAGUAUAAGAAGCUGGCACUCGAAAUGCAGGAGGAGGUCAAGAAGCAACAGGAGACGCUCAGUUUUCAGCAGGGCGUCGGCAUGCCCAACUGAUUAACCUAUACAUAUGUAUAUAUACAUAUAUUGAUAUAUAUAUACAUAUGCAUAUAUAUGCAUGUAUAUAUACAAAUACUAUAUAUACAUAUAUAUAGUUGACUUUUCCUUUCCAUGCUGCGCUCUUACCUCUACGCUCUAGUUUUACCCAAAAUUUAUAUCUUCUUCUCUAUUCUUCUGCGUUCUGAUUUAUUUUCUUUGCCAUUUUGCGACGCGUUUCAUAAUUUGUUCCGUUGACCCUUCAAUACUUUCAAUCUAUUCCCUAUAUCUAACUUAAGUGGGCUAUACAAGCAUUAAUAUAUAUAUAUAUAUAUAUUUAUAUAUAUAUAUAUAUAUGUAUAUUAUUUUUCGUCGUGUACAUAGGCAGCAUUUGCGUUUUCGGCAUGUGUUUUGUGAAAGAGGAAAUUCCUAGUUUUAAUUGUUAAAGUUAAACGAGUAACAAGUAACAAAAUGAUAACCUUAUUAUUCCCCGUUGAUACCUUAAAUUAAAUACAAAGAAACAAACCAAAAUCAAGCACAA
Molecule: messenger RNA, 1424 nt
Organism: Drosophila virilis
Lineage: Eukaryota; Metazoa; Arthropoda; Insecta; Diptera; Drosophilidae
Gene: Coa7
Product: Cytochrome c oxidase assembly factor 7
Cellular component (GO): mitochondrial intermembrane space
Molecular function (GO): protein binding
Source: RefSeq, a predicted model, not a curated record